Molecule: messenger RNA, 3874 nt
Organism: Eleginops maclovinus (Patagonian blennie)
Lineage: Eukaryota; Metazoa; Chordata; Actinopteri; Perciformes; Eleginopidae
Product: striatin-like
Exons: 17
Coding region: 128-2470 (780 amino acids)
Cellular component (GO): dendrite
Molecular function (GO): protein-containing complex binding; armadillo repeat domain binding; protein phosphatase 2A binding
Source: RefSeq, a predicted model, not a curated record
UCAGAAAGUGAGUUCAUUCCCUCGAGCAGAGGAGACCGAGCGUAGUCGUAAGGUUUUUGCCCUUCCGUUGAUAUCUAGCACCACGAACCAGCGAGACAACGGACAGACCUUUACACCGAGCCCGGCCAUGGACGAACAGGCGGGGCCCGGCGUGUUCUUCAACAACAAUAACAACUCUGUUUUAGCCGGCGGUGGGAAAGGACCGCUGCCUGAUGGCGACGCUGGGGAGGCGGCCAGGGCGCAGUACAGUAUCCCGGGGAUCCUGCACUUCCUGCAGCACGAAUGGGCCCGUUUCGAAGUAGAGAGAGCACAAUGGGAGGUGGAGCGCGCCGAAUUUCAGGCCCAAAUUGCAUUCCUGCAAGGGGAGAGGAAAGGUCAGGAGAACUUAAAGAAAGACCUUGUGAGGAGGAUCAAAAUGCUGGAGUACGCGCUGAAGCAAGAGAGAGCAAAGUACCACAAGUUAAAAUAUGGGACAGAGUUAAAUCAAGGUGACAUGAAGCCUCCGAGCUACGACUCAGAUGAAACCAACGAGAAUGAGUCUUCUGGAUCGCUCAACAAUCAGCUGUCCUGGAAACAAGGCCGUCAGCUCCUCAGACAGUACCUGCAGGAGGUGGGCUACACAGACACCAUCUUAGAUGUGAAAUCCCAGCGGGUCCGAGCGCUGCUAGGACUAGCUGGGGACGGAGGCGGGAGGACGGGGGAACGGACCAGUACUGAGCCUUUAGUCAAUGGGACAGACGCAUCAACAAAGGGCAGCAGAGGGAAAUCUGAGCUCUCUGACACCAGCGCUGUCCUGGAGGCCUUCAAGUUCAUCGAGAAUGCUGCAGCAGAGUUCAGCGAUGAAGAUGAUGAUGAGGACAGCGACGGGAGGGACAGGCCUCAUGUGGAGUCUAGGACGAUCCUGAGAAAGAAGCCCGCGUCUUCAACGACGCCGGCCAGUAUGGACACGAGCGAGGACCCUGACACAGAGGAGGCACUUAAGGGCUUUGACUUCCUUUCCAGUCCUGACGAGAUGGACACCUCACCGGAGUCCAGAGGCAACGGGGACGGCACAGACUGGGAGAAGGACGAGCAAGGUCCCAUUUCUGAGGCCUGGGACGUGGACCCGGGCAUGAUAACCAAACUCAAGGAGGAGUACAGAAAGGAGCGCAAGGGGAAAAAGGGGGUGAAGAGACCAAACCGGUCCAAGCUGCAGGACAUGCUGGCUAACCUGAGGGAUGCAGAGGACCUGUCCCACAUGCAGCCUCCACCAUCCACCACCCAAUCCCGACCCAACGCGGUCCGCUUCAACGAGCAUGAAGGGAACCGACCUGAUGAAGUUGAGGCGCUGACCUUCCCACCUACCUCUGGGAAGUCGUUCAUUAUGGGCACAGACGAGGCCAUGGAGAGCGAGCUUGGGCUGGGGGAGCUGGCUGGACUCACCGUGGCCAACGAGGCGGACAGUCUGGCGUACGAUAUUGGCAACAAUAAGGAUGCCAUGAGAAAAACAUGGAACCCCAAAUUCACUCUGCGGAGCCAUUUUGAUGGGAUUCGCGCUCUGGCUUUCCACCCGGUGGAACCCGUCCUGGUCACUGCCUCCGAGGAUCACACACUCAAGAUGUGGAACCUUCAAAAGACAGCUCCCGCCAAAAAGAGUGCAUCUUUAGAUGUGGAACCAAUCUACACUUUCAGGGCUCACAGGGGGGCUGUACUGAGUGUGGUGAUGAGCAGCACAGGGGAGCAGUGUUUCAGCGGAGGGGUGGACGGGACUAUUCAGUGCUGGAACACCCCCAACCCCAACAUCGACCCCUACGACUCCUAUGACCCAUCCAUGCUGCGGGGGGCGCUGUGCGGACACACCGACUCCGUAUGGGGUUUGGUGUACAGCAGUGCACACCAGCGCCUCCUCUCCUGCUCUGCAGACGGUACCGUGAGACUGUGGGACGCCAACACCACCUCCCCCGCCCUCGCAGUAUUCAACGAAGACAAAAAGCUGGGGAUUCCCUCAUCAGUAGACCUGGUGUGCAGUGAACCGGCCCACCUGGUCUCAUCCUUCACUAACGGAGAGAUCGGACUCUUCAACAUGGAGACCCGCCAGCUGGUCCUCAGUCUCGAGUCCAAUUUGGAGCCGGGCACUCCCUGUCAGAUCAAUAAGGUCCUCAGUCACCCGACCCUUCCCAUCACCAUCACGGCGCAGGAGGACAGACACAUCAAAUUCUUUGACAACAACAGCGGGAAGCUGAUUCACUCCAUGGUGGCUCACCUGGACGCUGUCACGAGCUUAGCUGUGGACCCUAACGGACUGUACCUCAUGUCAGGCAGUCAUGACUGCUCCAUCCGUCUGUGGAACCUCGACAGUAAAACCUGCAUCCAGGAGUUCACGGCUCACAGAAAGAAGUUUGAUGAGUCGAUCCACGAUGUGGCGUUCCAUCCAACUAAAUGUUACAUCGCCAGCGCCGGGGCCGACGCUCUCGCCAAAGUGUUUGUAUGACGCGGAGCUGCGUCGCCCCCUGCAGCCCCGCUCUCGGACUCAGCCUCCCAUGAUCAGGGACCAAUAGAGACACAUGAGUGGGAGGACCUUCAGGCAGGGGCCCAGUCCCACCUCUCACAGCCCACUGGUUUCCUGUCCCACUGGCAGACUAUGUAGCCUCAUAACGGACCGUGACUCUCCAUGACAAGGGUCGGCAGGGAGGGCAGUCUGGAGGAAAUCUGCUCUCUUGUCCCCCCCAUCUACCAUCCAGGCAGGCCUGGGUGUGACCCGCCACAGUGCCCCCCCUCCUCAGACAGACUAACCUCUGUAACUAGCAGGCUCAGGACAAGUGUUAAGAGUGAGGAGUGGAGAAAUUAGGUUUCAAGCCGGUCUUCUGCCCCUGUGACUUCACGUGCAUCCCAAAUCCCUCCCGCCCCUCAACCUUCCCGCUCUCUCAUACCAGGUCCGGGCUCUUUUACUCCAAGUCAGGUUUUGUGUUGUGUUGUUCCAGAAAUGUGGGGUACUGAAGGCUCACUGAAGCUGUCAUGGCAGCCUCUCACUUCUUCUUCUCCUCUGCUUCCCAGACUGACUCUGCUUGCUGGCCUGCCUUUAUUUUUUCCUUUUUAAAAACACGUAUUGACAAAUGUGCCUUUGCUUUAAAAGGUCUUGAAAAAUGUUAUUUUAUCAAGCUUGUUUUGGGGAACAGGGAGGGAGGGGACGGUGGAGAAACGGAGCUGGUUUAUCACAAUGUUGUCGAUUUUAACAUUGGAUGUAAAAUUACAAAUGCUUAUAAUAAACAAAAAUAUAUAUUCAGUCUUAAAAUUUACUGUGCAGCGUGAGUUUGAGUGCUCCUUUUUGAUAAGUGUGGUUGGGGAAUCAAUUUUGUGCAUUUCAAAGCUGGUAGAGUGAUACAGACCAUUAAAUAUAAUGCCUGUUUGUCAGAUUCAAGUAACUGUACACUUCCGAAGUAAGAUUGCAAGCAUAUGUGUCCAAAGUAAACCAUCUUGGUUAAAUAAUUAAAAUUCAAACUUCUAGAUGUCCAUUUUAGGAGUACUAACUAAUUUUGGCCAGUUUUCUCUUGUGUGAAUUGAAUGGCUUGUACUGUAUGUAGUUUUCCCCAAUUGUGCGGACAUGCUCGACUACAAUGUGAUGUAUCAUGUCCGGAUAUUUACAGUAGUCCAAUGUUUAGCAGAAAUUAGUGCAGUACUGUGGGACUACCUUGAAAUAAUGAGUUCACCAUCCAACACUGAGGGAAGACAAAGAAAUGUCUCCAGUUUACUGUGAGGACAAAGCUAUCCUGGGUUAAAAAAAACAAGUCAAUCAAGAUGUUGUACAUGUAGAGUGCAGCUUCAAAUGAGCCAUUUUCUCAGUCACUGGUUUGUAUAUGAAAGUAUGUUCAAAAUAAAACCUGCUGUAAAAUGUUUA